Molecule: messenger RNA, 582 nt
Organism: Lentinula edodes (shiitake mushroom)
Lineage: Eukaryota; Fungi; Basidiomycota; Agaricomycetes; Agaricales; Omphalotaceae
Product: histidine phosphatase superfamily
Exons: 3
Coding region: 1-582 (193 amino acids)
Cellular component (GO): cytoplasm
Molecular function (GO): phosphatase activity
Source: RefSeq, a predicted model, not a curated record
AUGUCUGUAAAACGCUUCCAUGCUCUCCGCCACGGCCAAGCGAUUCACAAUGUGCAAAGAGGAUGGCCAGAACGCGAUCCUCCCUUGACUGAACAAGGCCUCGCAAAAGCCUCUGGCGUUCCUCUAACCUUCAUCCCCGACCUCAUAAUUUGUUCCCCAAUGACCCGCACAAUCCAAACUCUCUACGCCAUUCUUCCCAAACUGAAAGAUCAUCCUAUGCAUCAUAGCUCGAAUGGCAAUGAGCCGGACAUUCGUGUAGAAAUCUGGCCUGAAUUACGAGAAACACACGACCACGCAACUUGCAACUUGGGUCGCUCCAGAGCAGAGUUAGAAGCUGCUUAUCCUUCUUUAGAUUUCUCUAGAUGUCAUGAAGAGUGGAAUUAUCCAGGUCAUACUGACGAACGAGCGUUUCAGAGAGCAGAAGCAUUUCUUCAGGAACUCAAGGGUCGUCCAGAAAGCAAUGUGCUCAUAAUAUCUCAUCGAGGAAUCUUACGAUAUAUCUUUGGAGGUGAAAUUUUCCAUAAUUGUGAACUGAGGUCUUACGAGUUUGAUAGCCAAGGCAAGGUCGUUCUUAUCUCAUAG